UCACCGGUUCAAUUUCGUCGAACCGGGAAGAAUUUGCUAAAGGGCCCAAUAUUAUGAAAACGAUGCCGUUUAAUAGGGAGAUUGCUUAAACGGAGUUGGUCAACAAACUUGCGAAGACCAAGCGCUGAUUACAUCCUUUAGACUUUUUACUCUUUGAUUCUUGAAACCGCAUAGACUGUAGGGGAAAAAACAUGAUGACUUGAAUUUGGAGGAGAAAAGCUGAAAUUUCGGCAAACUUCGAGGACCUGCAAUUUCUUUGAAUUUCGGAGAUGGCGGACGGAGGAGCGCCGUCGAGGUACGUUAAGUUGAGGAAGGAGCAGGCUCCGGUCGAUGACAUUAAGCCCGGCGAGCUCAAUCAGCCGAUCGAAGUCCCUCAGCUUAAUGUUCGUAAGUGCAAUGAGUGUGGCCAACCUCUACCUGAAAACUUUGAGCCUCCUGCCGAUGAGCCCUGGACCACUGGAAUUUUCGGCUGUGCUGAGGACACGGAUAGUUGCUGGAGGGGACUUCUCUGCCCGUGUGUUCAAUUUGGGCGUAACUUCGAAAAUCUGAGUGAUGAUGAUGAUACCCAUGGGACCAGGGCAUGUGUUUGCCAUGCGAUUUUUGUAGAAGGGGGAAUGGCACUGGCAGCAGCAACUGCCCUUUUUCAUGGUAUAGAUCCUCAGACAUCGUUUCUCAUUUGCGAGGGUUUGUUGUUUGCUUGGUGGAUGUGCGGCAUAUACACGGGAAACGUUCGUCAGUCUUUGCAAAGGAAAUACCAUCUCAAGAACUCGCCCUGUGACCCUUGCCUGGUUCACUGCUGCCUCCAUUGGUGUGCACUGUGCCAAGAACACCGUGAGAUGAAGAACCGCCUUUCAGACAACUUUGUGAUGCCCAUGACCGUCGUUAACCCGCCUCCGGUUCAGGAGAUGAAAGCUUCCGACACAGACAACGGCUCUGUUCCCGUUUCCCGACACAGCACCGAUCUCGAAAUGCAGCCAUUGUAGCCUCAACGUUUCCCCAUGUUCGAGGUCUUGUUUCUUCUUAGAACUAUGUUUUGCCUUGUUCAGCUGAAUAGAUUAUGUAGCAUUUGACUCAUGGAAUCGGUUCGGUUUGGUUCAAUUCCCGGUUUAGGACUGAUUUUGGAGAGAUUAAAUAUCCGGAAACGCUUAUAUACGUGACA
Tarenaya hassleriana is the source of this 1159-nucleotide messenger RNA. Its product is annotated as cell number regulator 6-like. The transcript is spliced from 5 exons. Lineage: Eukaryota; Viridiplantae; Streptophyta; Magnoliopsida; Brassicales; Cleomaceae. The record is from RefSeq and is a predicted model, not a curated record. The coding region runs from base 270 to 983 and encodes 237 amino acids.